Acanthopagrus latus (yellowfin seabream) is the source of this 4314-nucleotide messenger RNA. It is a transcript of the gene rnf220a, whose product is annotated as ring finger protein 220a. The transcript has 16 exons. Gene Ontology annotation, molecular function: ubiquitin protein ligase activity; metal ion binding. The record is from RefSeq and is a predicted model, not a curated record. Gene Ontology annotation, biological process: protein ubiquitination. The coding region runs from base 433 to 2559 and encodes 708 amino acids. Lineage: Eukaryota; Metazoa; Chordata; Actinopteri; Spariformes; Sparidae.
CACACCCAUCAAACUCUCCAGGAGGGAGGCAUUUAUUGCUUAUUACACAGGAGGAAAACCUUCAUCUUGACCAUUUAUUGCAGUUGCCAAAAGGACUAAAGUAGUCCAAACUGUGAAGUCUGUGAAAGACUGAACAUACCCUAGAACAUUCCAGGCACAGAAUGAUCUGGUCUGAACUGAGCUAAGGUGAAUUUGGCUUGGGAAAGAUUAACUCACUUUAGUUCCACCAUAGAGAAAUGAACUGAAUUCUGGCUAAACUGAACUGAUGUUGGCUGCUACACUUUAAUUUCUUCAAGAAUAUUCCUCUGUCUUCCAAACGGCUCUUUUCUGAGACCCUUUCCCAAGGGUCUUGAACAUUGUCUCAAAUCUCAUUAAGGAGGAAUCAUCUCCUCCUCCUCCUAAAAUCCUUCCGACCACUUUCUUCCAUCCAGAAUGGACCUCCACAGGGCAGCCUUCAAGAUGGAGAGCUCCUCCUACCUGCCCAAUCCCCUGGCAUCCCCAGCCCUCAUGGUCCUGGCUUCCACUGCUGAAGCCUCUCGGGAUGCCUCCAUUCCCUGCCAGCAGCCACGUCCAUUUGGCGUCCCAGUAUCUGUUGAGAAAGAUGUCCAUUUGCCAUUCAACAAUGGUUCUUACACUUUUGCAUCAAUGUACCACCGCCAAGGUGCAGUCCCACCAGGAUUCCCUAACAGGGAUUUUCCUCCAUCCCUCCUCCACCUCCAUCAUCAGUUUGCCCCACCUAACCUAGACUGCUCACCAAUCAGCAUGCUGAAUCACAGCGGCGUCGGCGCCUUCAGGCCUUUCGCUUCCCCUCCGGACGAUCGGGAUGGGGCACCGGGUGGCUAUCAGUCUGCUUUCACCCCAGCCAAGCGCCUCAAAGGCUGCCUGGAUGCAGAGGCUUCCCCCCACCUGCGGUACUCUGAUGCAGAGGGGAAAGAGUACGACUUUGGCGGUUCCCAGAUCCCUCCUGGAGGCUCACCCAGCAGUGCCUUGAAAGCAGUGGAGGACAGUGGGAAGAAGAUCUUCGCGGUGUCAGGCCUCCUGUCUGAUCGAGAGACAUCCUCCAGCCCUGAGGACCGCAUUGAGCGCUUCUCUCCUGUUUAUGAAGGUAAAAAGAAGAUGUCUCUGUACGACAGCCAGGCUCCAAUCUGUCCCAUCUGCCAGGUGCUGCUCAGGCCCGGAGAGCUCCAGGAACACAUGGAGACAGAGAUUGAGCGGCUAACUGCCAUAUGCCUCAGCAGUAAGAACCCCUCACCCAAGGAUGGAGCAGCCACUCCAGGAACCCCCAAGUCAAUGCUGUUGUCGGUGCACAUAAAGCGCGAGGGAGAGUCUCCCGUGGUCUCACCCUUGUCCUCUGAAGACAUCCACCACUCCGACAGAUACCAGACAUUUUUACGAGUUCGAGCAAACAGACAAACAAGAUUGAAUGACUCCCCAGCCCGUAUAGGGAAGAUGAAGAGGAGGAAGCCUGAGGAGGGGGGCCAGGUAUGUCCGCUGUGCAGUGCCCCCUUGGCUGGGAGCGAGGAGGAGAUGAGUAGACAUGUGGAACAAUGCCUGAUCCAGCGUGAGGGUGCGUUAGGUGAUGAUGAUUCUGCAGACAUGGAUGGAGAGAAUGGGCGGGGCUUUGAAGAGUAUGAGUGGGCGGGGCAGAAGAGGAUCAGAGCUACCGCUUUGCUGGAGGGAGGCUUCAGAGGAACAGGUUUUGCCACGUGUAGCAUCAAGGAGAGCGCGGCAGAUAGCGACGCUGACCUAGAUGUGGACGGAGACGACACGUUGGAGUACGGCAAGGCCCAGUACACCGAGGCUGAUAUAAUCCCCUGCUCUGGAGCUGGAGAGGACCAAGGAGAAGCCAGGGAGAGAGAGGCGUUACGGGGAGCCGUGCUCAACGGUGGGAUGCCUUCAAACAGAAUAACGCCUGAAUUCUCUAAAUGGGCCAACGACGAGAUGCCUUCAACGAGCAAUGGAGAAAGCAGCAAGACAGACCCCAGCACUCCUUCAUCAUCCUGUUCUUCCUCCUGCGUCCCACGCACCUGUAAAAACAGCGAGAUCGAAAAGGUAACAGAGGAGGAAUCCACGGCUACCACCAUGGAGGCUCUGAAGGCUCGAAUCAGAGAGCUGGAGAGGCAAAUACUGAGAGGAGAUCGAUACAAGUGUCUCAUCUGCAUGAGGAAGCCUGCUAUCCAGUCAGGCGCGGAGAUCAAGAGCCUAGGGGCGUGGCCAGGGCCCCGGCCACUGGCCAAUGAGGUCGGAGAGAGGCAGCCUAAGUCCCUCCCCCUCGGCCUGUACUGCCUGUACAGGGGCCUUGUGAUUGGUGGUUACGGCAGCGGCAUAAAGAGGCUCCUCCCACAGCCCCUACGGAGGGUUGCCGGUUCAGUUGCCCCCCAAGCUGCCUUGCUCAGUGGUUCUGUGGCUGUUGGCUGUGUCGUUCCAUGGACUCCUACACGAUGCCACUCACCUCCAUCCAGUGCUGGCACGUCCAUUGUGAAGAAUGCUGGCUCAGGACUCUGGGGAACAAGAAGCUGUGCCCGCAGUGCAACACCAUCACCUCACCUGGAGACCUGAGGCGUGUCUACUUGUAAAGAGCACACACACCCUCCCCACUCGCCUCUUCGUCCUACCAGACCAUUUCUCCUCAUCUUGGAUUUCAUCGCCCUCCCUGUUGAUCAUCCGUUGUUUCCCCCCCCUCUCGUGGUCCGGGACGGCAGCUCCAGACCCUCCCAGAGCGCACAGAGACAAGACGGCUGUCUUUCAGACUCCACUGGCUCUUUGAGGAGGUUAAAACUGGAUAAAAACUGAAUGACUGAGAGAGCACUCACUGACUCUCUGCCUAGCUGCCCAGCCACCCACGAAAAAAAAAAAAAAUGAAGACACAGAGACCGACUAUCCCACUGGUCACCAGGCUUGUUUUCCUCUGCCUCACUGACAUGACUUCCUGUAUAUGUAACACGGGGUGUCCGUGGAGACCCCCAACACCCAGCUUAGCCCUGCUGAGACCUAGCAGCUUCAUGCAGCUGGAGCUGAAAGGAACUUCUUAAUACAGAAUAUAAAGACUACUUUUUUUCUCCUCUAGCUCUUCUUUGACAUUUCAGUGGUGCUGGACAACAGGCUCUACCCUGAAGACUGGACAAAAAGCUUCUUCUUGUUUGUUUGUUUGUUUUUUUUUUCCUCCCCUAUUCCAGAGAGAAAACUCUUAUCUUAACGCCCCUGUUGCUUAUGAGAAUUAAAAAAGGGCCUGUCCACUAAAACUGAGCUUUCAACCAAACUGAGAAUAACCUCACAACCUUGAAAAGGAGUUUGAUACUCCUCCUCCUCCUCCUCCUCCUCUUCUUCCUCCACCACCUCUUCUUCCUCUCGCCAGCCCUUCCCUCCCCCGUCUUCCCUCUUUUGUGGUGUUCUAGUGAAGUAAACCAAAAUUUCUCCCCUUCCAAGAUGCAGUGCAAGCACAUGUAAUAUAGUUCUAUGUAUGUUUACAAUGUUGGGUGUAAAUGACAUAGAGUUCACACACACUUACAUGUACACACACAUGCACACACAUCAUCAGCAGACACACACAGAAGUAUAUAAUAUCAAAAGUCCUGUUUUUAGUUGGAAGGGUUUGGGAAUGAUGUUUGGGGAAAAAAAUGGCUGAACUUAAAUAAGCCUUCUGUAUUUUUAAAAAAAGAUCAUUCGGAGAUCUGUUGAAGUUUUAUUUGACUGUACAGGAAUAAAAAAUUUAAGUAAUAAUAAAGUACACAAGACUAGAUGGUCAAGAUUUAGGUGGUGUAAUUUUUCUGCAGAGUACCCUGGAAAAAAAAAGCAAGGAAAGUUAUUAUUUCAGUUUUCUCGAAUGGUGAGAUUCCUACACUGCAAACAAGCAGAAUGAUGGAAGUGCUGUUUAGUUGCAACAAUGUCCAACUGAGCCUCUUCUUUUAACCUCCAUAUCUGCUUCCUCGCAUUCAGAGUAACAUCACGCUCAGAUCAUAGUCUAGAAAACGUUUUGUUUUACCCCUACAUGUCUCAAAAGAAAGCUUUUUCCAUUGUUCCAUCAUUAUGCUAAUGCUGCAAAAAGGUCCCGAUGUGGCAACCCAGAAGGGCAGGUUUUCUUCUGAUGGAUGAAGGAAAUCUCUGGAAAGGAAGGAUGGCCAAGACUGAAAAUGGCAACCUCCAAAACCUGCAGCAUUUCCCUCCCACCCCCCCCUUCUCUUUACGGCAGAAGCAGCAGCAGCAGCAACCAAGGUGGUGGUGUGCUUUGUGUUUGUAAAACUAUGUAUUCUGUGACGUCUGUAUUGUUGUAAGAAAUGCUGAAAAAAAGGAAAAAAUAAAACUUCUCAAAUAGCA